GACGGCGCUCGUGACGCUCCUGGAGGAGGUCCGCGGCCACAUCGAGGACGACAGGGCGCAGAAGGAGGCGGACGGCGACCUCGAGUCAGACGCCGACUCCGAGCUCGAGGAGGACGAGGACGGCGACAUCGUCUGGGACGUCACCCGCGGCAGCGUCUGCCUCGGAGGCCUGGAGGCGAGGCUGCAGCACCUGAAGUGCCUCUUCGAGCUGAAGUACGGGCACGGCGUCGACGACGACGCGGACGAGGACCUGCUCCAGGACUCGGAUGGCACGAAGUGGCUUGUCACGGAGGGCACCGGUCCGUUCGCGGGCUUGGAGGAUCGGCUCAGCGACGUCAAGGCUCUCUACAAGAAGAAGUUCGGCCUCGAUUUAGAUUCAGAGGAGGAGGAGGACGAAAGCCUGCUCGAGGACGCGGACGGCACCAGGUGGAGGUUGACCCAGGGCCGCGGCUUCUUGACGGGGCUGGAGGACAGGCUGCAGGACUUGAAGGCCAUGUACAAGCGCAAGUACGGUUUGGACGUAGAUGAGAAUGAGGAGGACGAGGACCUGUUCGAGGACGCGGACGGCACCAAGUGGCAGGUUUCCGAGGGCCGCGGCCAUUUCACAGGAUUGGAGGACAAGCUGGAGGGCCUGAAGGCCCUGUACAAGCGCAAUUCGGCUUGGACCUGGACGAGGAUGAGGACGACGAGGGCCUGUUCGAGGACGCGGACGGCACGAAGUGGAAGUUGUCCGAGGGCCGCGGCUUGCUAA
Molecule: messenger RNA, 751 nt
Organism: Prorocentrum cordatum
Lineage: Eukaryota; Dinophyceae; Prorocentrales; Prorocentraceae
Source: the annotation of a GenBank genome assembly